This is a messenger RNA of Cloeon dipterum, 621 nucleotides long. RefSeq names its product alpha-N-acetylgalactosamine-specific lectin-like. Bases 54 to 554 code for a protein of 166 amino acids. The transcript has 5 exons. The record is from RefSeq and is a predicted model, not a curated record. NCBI's taxonomy places the organism in Eukaryota, Metazoa, Arthropoda, Insecta, Ephemeroptera, Baetidae.
GUAGCCAGCUGAAUGCACAGAAAAGAACCUCUCAUUCAGGACGAAACGCUAAAAUGCAAUCUCCAACCCUUUACCUCUUUCUGCUUGUUGGACUUUCUGCUGUCCUCGCUGCUCCUCCCGAGAUUGCCAAGCCGAAAUGCCCCCCUUCAAGCAUCGAAUUGCACCUGCUGUCGAACGGCAAGAAAUACUACUUUCACACGCCAUGGGUGACCUACGAUGAAGCAAAAGGAUUUUGCGAGAGCAACAACAUGCGGCUUCCAAUCAUCGAAACGAUUGACGAACUGGACGUGGUGCUAGCCAGGGCCAAUACCACCGUCGGAGUUUCGUGGUGGGUGGACGCGUCCGACAUUGGACAGGAGCCUGGACACUUCAGGUGGGGCAACGGACAGGAGCUGCCCCGCAACAGCUCGCUCUGGCAGGAGGAGCAGCCCAAUUCGUUCGGCCCUGGAAAGAAGACGUGCGUUUUCUACUCCUCGUUUUUCGGAAAGCACCUGUUCGACACAAUCUGCGACGACAUCUACUGGGCAGUCUGCCAGGCCGACCAAGGCUGCUAGAAAGUAGAAGCCUGACCCGAACUCUGUGUGUGAAAUUUAAUAAAAAAUUUUGCUCCAUUUUGACAAA